Messenger RNA from Macrosiphum euphorbiae (potato aphid), 1143 nucleotides. NCBI's taxonomy places the organism in Eukaryota, Metazoa, Arthropoda, Insecta, Hemiptera, Aphididae. The record is from the annotation of a GenBank genome assembly.
AUGUACAGUGAAAUACCAACGACAGAUAAGAAAGGAGAACGUGAUCGUAAUCCAAGAUCUAAUGCAAAUAUUUUUGAAAUCUUCACAUUUAGCUGGCUUUUAAACCUCUUUAAAACGGGACAAAAGAGAGAUUUGGAGAGCAAUGAUUUAUACGAUCCACUUAACGAUCACAAGUCAUCAUUAUUAGGAUUCGAAAUUGAAAGGAGAUGGAAAAUUGAAAUCGCUAAUGCAAAAAAUACAAAUCGGGAACCUAGUUUAUCGAGAGUUUUAGUACGAAUGUUUGGUGGAAGUUUUUUUUACUAUGGGAUAAUACAAAUGUUUUUUGAAACCGUGUUAAGAAUGACUCAACCUUUACUCAUUGGUGGACUAUUAGCAUAUUUCAACCACGGCGGACCCAAUAUCAUAGAUUCUAAACAUGCAUACAUGUAUGCAUCCGGUCUGUUGUUAAACAUGUUAGCUAACAUAGUGUUAUAUCAUUAUUCGCAAUUGGAAUUGGGACACAUUGGAAUGAAGAUCCGUGUUGCUUGCUGUUCAACAAUAUAUAAAAAGGCAUUAACGUUAAGUACAACUUCUCUCUGUGAAACCACAGUCGGUCAAGUAGUAAAUUUGAUAUCAAAUGACGUAAACCGAUUUGAUAUAGCAUUAAGAUUUAUACAAUUCUUAUGGAUCGGACCUCUGCAAACUAUUUUGGUCACAUAUUUUUUGUGGCAAGAAAUAGGUGUAUCGUCAAUAGUUGGAGUGACUGUAUUUCUCGCGUUUGUUCCAUUACAAGGAUGGUUGGGGAAGAUGACGUCUGACUAUCGGUCAAAAAUCGCAUCAAGGACUGACGAAAGAGUAAGACUAAUGAACGAAAUAAUAUCAGGCAUACGAGUUAUCAAGAUGUACACAUGGGAGAAACCUUUUGCAUUGCUUGUACAAUAUGCAAGAAAAAUGGAAAUCGAACAGAUAAGAGGGACAUCGUGGAUUAGAGUUUUUUUGCAGUCAUUCAGACUAUUUAAUUUUAGAUUUGCGUUGUUUAUAAGCAUUUUAUCAUAUGUUUUAUUAGGAAAUUCCAUUAACACGCAACAAGUAAAUAUACAAGUAGAAAACACUUAUUACAAACAGGCUUGGCACAAGAAUUAUUUCCCCUGUGUUACGGACUAG